This is a messenger RNA of Paramecium tetraurelia, 300 nucleotides long. RefSeq lists its product as uncharacterized. The transcript is spliced from 2 exons. Lineage: Eukaryota; Ciliophora; Oligohymenophorea; Peniculida; Parameciidae. The record is from RefSeq and is a predicted model, not a curated record.
AUGUAGAGAAUUAUAAAAUAAUUUUCUGUUUUGUUUAUAUGGAUUGUCUCCUGUGAACAGAAUGCUUUGUUGACUUUCAGUUAUUUAAGAGCUAGUGUUAUUGAAAGUCUUGUGAAAGAACAUUAUGAUUAUGGAUUAUAAAAGAGAGAUAAUGAUCCAGAGUCGGAGAUUGCUCUGCAUCAUAAUGGUUUUAAAUUAGAGUAUUUAAUAAGAUACUCUUAAUUUGAAUCUAAUUAAGAGUUUGUAUGGUUAUUGUAAUGUAUGGAUGAAUGUUUAAGGGGAUUUUUGAUAUAGAUUUGA